CUCCUCGCCCCUGCACACAGCUGGUUUUGAGGGCUAGCUUUCCUGGUAGGUAGCCGAGCGGCCCACGUGUGUGGCCGCCAUGCCCGCCCUACGUGCGCCCCGAUUGGUUGGGGCUGUCACCCUCCUCCCUCGGGAAAGACGGCGCGCUCCGGCUGCGUAGCGGAUCCUGCAGGCUCCGAGCUUCGGUAAGCCAGUUCGGCGGCAUGGCGUCCCAGGGUCGUCGGCGGAGGCCGCCGCGGAGGCCCGAGACCGUGGUGCCGGGGGAGGCGGCCGAGACGGACUCGGAGCUCUCUGCGUCCUCGUCGGAGGAGGAGCUGUACCUGGGCCCCUCGGGCCCGACGCGCGGCCGCCCCACGGGGCUGCGGGUGGCCGGGGAGGCCGCGGAAACCGACUCGGACUCGGAGCCGGAGGCGACCGCCGCGCCGGGGGACCUGCCUCCGCUGGUGGUGCAGCGGGAAACGGCCGGGGAGGCCUGGGGCUCGGAGGAGGCCCCGGCGCCGGCCCCCGCGCGCUCGCUGCUGCAGCUCCGGCUGGCCGAGAGCCAGGCGCGGCUGGACCACGACGUGGCGGCCGCGGUGAGCGGCGUGUACCGCCGCGCGGGCCGCGAUGUGGCCGCCCUGGCCGGGAGGCUUGCGGCCGCUCAGGCGGCGGGGUUGGCGGCGGCCCACAGCGUGCGCCUGGCGCGGGGGGACCUCUGCGCGCUGGCGGAGCGCCUGGACAUCGUGGCCGGCUGCCGCCUGCUGCCCGACAUCCGCGGCGUGCCGGGGACCGAACCUGAGCAAGACCCGGGACCGCGGGCCUAGCCGGCUCCCCCUCCCCGGCCUGACUCUGCGCCCUGGGGGGAGUCCUGAGGCCUCUGCGACCCGGCCCUGUCCCCUGUGCAGCUCCCCGCGCGUCUUGCUGUCACCCUCUGGACGUGCGUCACCUGCAGGAAAGCGCAGUGUUGGGGAGCGUGGUGACGGCGCAAGCCCCGCCCUGUCUCCAGCAUCUGGCUCCUCCCCCUGGCCCUGUCCUCCGCUCCCUGGUUUGGCUCCAGGCCCUGGUAACCAGUAGCUCCCUCAUCUUUCUCCAUGCCGGGCUCUCGCGUUGCUUCACGUUUCCUUGUGCUCUGCCUUUCUUGAGUUUGGUUUCUGCUCACAAGGGCUGGUUUGCUUCUUCCCAUAGGCGCCUCGGAAUCUGGCCCAGAUUCCAUGGCAUCUUCCUUCACUCCCCUGGCUCUGCCUUUGGUCCUAGCCCCACUUCUGGAACUUCGUCCCCAUAGGCUGGGCCCUGGUUCCAUCUCCUGGUCCUUGCUCUGCUGUCUCCCAGCUUCCAAUCCUUGGGGCUUAGCUCCAGCCCCUGGGGUUGAUCUCAUGUCCUGAGUCCAGCUGUACCCUUAGGAUUAGUCUUGCUUCUUUUGCCUUCCCCAUUCUGCUUGUACUACCUACCUCAUCCUGAGCUUCACAGACUCCCUCCCCCCACCUGCCCAUGGUUUCCUUCAUCAGGCCCAAGAUCUCCCCCUUGCCCCACCCACCCGGCCCAAGGGGGUCUUCCCAAUUUUCCAGGCUGAAGAUGGCAUCUCCUCCAGAACUUCUGGACCAAGUGGUCAUGUCCUCCCCACCUUCCAAACCAAGGUGGCUUUUGUGUCCAAGCUCUAGAUAUAACAUGGGUCUUCUCCUGACUGUCCAGGCUGACAGGGGCACUCUUCUGGCACUUAGGGCCUAAUGCAGUCUUGCCCCAGUACUUUAGGUGCAUUGUGACACCGAUUUGCAGAUAAUAAAACACCACACACUUGGUGUUUUAUUCCCUGUGUUGGCCCCUGGAGGCUACAGGGACCUGGGUUUCUGGCUUGGCUCAGGGCCUGGGCUUAGCAGACUCUGCUCUCUCUCCUGCCCCCAGCCCUGGCCCCUCAGUCCCGUUCAUAUUUAUCCACCUCCCCCACUUUAUAAUCCCAACCUGAAGCUGAGAUCCGAGCCUCCUGGGAUAGAGAAGUGAAGAAGAGUGCGCUGUACCCAUCUCAUUAAGACUCAGAACAUUUACUGCUAUGGGAUAGGUUCGUUGAUGAUUUAUUUCUCUGAGAAUGGGAGUCCCAAGAGAUCUUUCAUGCCUGGCCUGUUGAAGGUGAAGCUGUCGCCGGGUAAUCGGGACCCUUUGUUUUUUGCCCUGGUUCUGCAUUUACUUACAUAUUGUUAAUUCACAUAGUUACUGAGCACCUGUUCAGCGCCUGCCCUGUGCUGGGCAUUGAGGCUACAACAUCCAGCCCAGGCCCUCACGUUGCUCCCAGCCCACUGGGGGAGACAGACAUUAAUAAAAUUUUCUCCUAAAUAAA
Nyctereutes procyonoides (raccoon dog) is the source of this 2308-nucleotide messenger RNA. It is a transcript of the gene BLOC1S3, whose product is annotated as biogenesis of lysosomal organelles complex 1 subunit 3. NCBI's taxonomy places the organism in Eukaryota, Metazoa, Chordata, Mammalia, Carnivora, Canidae. Gene Ontology annotation, cellular component: BLOC-1 complex. The coding region runs from base 204 to 803 and encodes 199 amino acids. The record is from RefSeq and is a predicted model, not a curated record. The transcript has 2 exons.